AUGAUUUUCCAAACUGAAGACCGCCAGUGGCUAAGCAGAGCUUUGCAGGUGCUGCUCGCAUGCGCUCCUUACAUAGUGCACUCAUCACUGACAGUGCUAAUACUAUUUCUAUGCUAUACGCUGCUACCUCUGCCUUUGAUUCCUACGGCAUCGGCAGCUGCUGUCGUCUCCGCAACGGGUCUCGCUAUUCAGCUUAUAAACAAUGCCGAUGGAAUCAUGCUUGUAACACAUGCGAUUCUUUUCUUUGCUAUAAACAUUGUCGGUUUUUUCGUGUUUUAUCCAUUAGAACUGGUGCAACGGAAGACGUUUCGAGAGACGAGGUACGCUAUUCCAUCUAACUGA
Molecule: messenger RNA, 342 nt
Organism: Ostertagia ostertagi
Lineage: Eukaryota; Metazoa; Nematoda; Chromadorea; Rhabditida; Trichostrongylidae
Source: the annotation of a GenBank genome assembly